GAUCCACGUGCUCUAGAAUCAAGCAGACGGAAAAUCAACGCAUAGAAAGGCAGAGUACGCGGAGAUUAUCGCUUGGCGGUGGAGAGGGCAAGAACCAUGAAGGUCAGAAUGCCAAGUCAUAAAGCGUCUAUACGAGCAGAGGCUGAAUCACACAACUCUAAGUCGUCAGAUCAAACUCAGAAUGCGAUCCGAAUCGUCCACGGCACAUCUGUGGCGUCCGCCACACCGCCAAUGCUGCCAUGGCCGACAAGCGCCAUCAAGCCUCGUCAAGCUCAUCACCCGACGCACGACCACUUUGUAGCACGAGCAGGGAUGUUUUGCUAAUUUGUUCAAGAAUAGGGCCUGUAACCCUAUUGCAACAUCUGCCGGUCCAUUGGAUCAUGAUU
This is a messenger RNA of Aureobasidium pullulans EXF-150, 386 nucleotides long. RefSeq lists its product as uncharacterized. The transcript has 2 exons. The coding region runs from base 97 to 324 and encodes 75 amino acids. Lineage: Eukaryota; Fungi; Ascomycota; Dothideomycetes; Dothideales; Saccotheciaceae. The record is from RefSeq and is a predicted model, not a curated record.